Molecule: messenger RNA, 1938 nt
Organism: Pangasianodon hypophthalmus (striped catfish)
Lineage: Eukaryota; Metazoa; Chordata; Actinopteri; Siluriformes; Pangasiidae
Gene: pax9
Product: paired box 9
Exons: 4
Coding region: 211-1242 (343 amino acids)
Biological process (GO): regulation of transcription by RNA polymerase II; anatomical structure development
Molecular function (GO): RNA polymerase II cis-regulatory region sequence-specific DNA binding; DNA-binding transcription factor activity, RNA polymerase II-specific
Source: RefSeq, a predicted model, not a curated record
CCGCGGAUUGAAAUGUAAGCCUGUCCUCCUGGCCAUCAGGAAACACAACGCGAAUUUGCCUCCCUCGCAACUAAUCGCUAUCACCUCUGCUUCAGCCGAUCGAUUUUUCCUCGCUUCGACUGCAGGCCUAGAGAGACCUAAACUGGACCCGAAGCCGCUCAGAGGACAUCACUGUCGGGGUUUCUGUUUGUCAUCGGAGGCGUACACGCAAUGGAACCAGCCUUUGGGGAGGUGAACCAGCUCGGCGGUGUGUUUGUAAACGGAAGACCGCUACCCAACGCCAUCCGCCUCAGGAUUGUAGAGCUGGCACAGCUGGGAAUCAGGCCGUGUGAUAUCAGCAGGCAGCUGCGGGUCUCUCAUGGCUGCGUGAGCAAGAUUCUGGCCCGCUAUAACGAGACAGGCUCCAUUCUGCCCGGCGCUAUCGGCGGCAGCAAGCCGCGAGUCACCACCCCUACCGUAGUCAAGCACAUUAGGACUUACAAGCAGCGGGACCCGGGCAUUUUCGCCUGGGAGAUUCGGGACAGACUGCUGGCCGACGGCGUGUGUGACAAAUUCAAUCUGCCCUCUGUCAGCUCGAUUAGCCGGAUCCUGCGCAACAAGAUCGGGAAUCUGUCGCAGCAGAGCCAGUAUGAGCCGAGCAAGCAGACUUCUCACCCUCAGCCGCAGCCCACGCUGCCCUAUAACCACUUAUACUCUUAUCCGACUCCGAUCGCAGCCACAGGGACUAAAGUACCAACUCCCCCUGGCAUGGCCGCUCUUCCGGGACAUAUGGCUAUGCACAGAAUAUGGCCCUCUUCUCAUUCUGUCACAGAUAUACUUGGCAUUCGAUCAAUAACGGAGCAGCAAAUUAGUGACAGUGCGUCCUUUCCCAGCGCCAAACUAGAAGAAUGGAGCGCUAUAAGCAGGAGUAAUUUCUCGUCAGCGAGCUCUCCAUUAGUCAAUGGCGUGGAUAAGCCUCACUUAGAUGCUGACGCGAAAUACUCACAGACGCCGAAUGGAUUGCCCACAGUGAACAGCUAUGUCACAGCUCCCAGCAUCCAUCCCUACCAUCCUCCCACCCAAGUGUCGCCUUACAUGGGGUACAGCGGCACCACGUCGGCCUAUGUGACCGGCCCCACAUGGCAGCCACCCAGUGGCAGUGCUCUCUCUCCCCACAGCUGUGACAUCACUGCUCCUUUGGCUUUCAAGAGUACGGCAGCCGCCCGGGACUCCAUGCACCCCGUCACUGCCUCUGCUCUCUGAUUUAGAGCAGGAGGACAGCAUAUGUGGGACAGGACUUCCCAGAAAGCCAUUGCUGGAUGGACUAAUGUCAGCCCUCUGAUAUAUUUAUGAAUGACUUGCCUGAGGACUCCAGCUCUUCCUUGGUUUAAUCUCCAUAAACUCCGUGUUUGCUAGUGAGAAAGAGUCAGUGCUAGUUCCUUCUGCCCGUGGUGUAGAGGAGAGUGUCCUCAUAGACCAUGUUGCAGAUCAGAGCACAAUGAACCUUCCUCAUCAACAGGAUUUAUUGCUAGCUCAACUUCAGUGAUGUUCUUUCUGUGAAUAUAUAUACUGAAUAAGCAUUAUGUAACAGAACCGGUCAGUCUGCAUUUAAGUGUUUCAGGGUGUUAUAAAUAACUAAAGUUCAGAUGUUUUGCUUUUGUUAUUGUCACAAUUUGAUAAACAUACCAUUUUAGGAUACCAAUUUUACUUCUCUUCUAAUGUAUACCCGAGCUUUUGGGAGAAGUUAUUACAUUUAUUUAUUAGUCUGUAAGGUACGUUGAAUGCUGUGCAAUUAUUACACAUCAAUGCAAGCAGAGCCAGUGAGAGACAGUGAUGCACGUUCUGACACCAUCAGCAUUCAUUCAUGCUACAUUAAUGACCAGUGAAGCUGCACACUUCCAAACAUUGCACAAUGAAAUUGAAUGUAUCUUAUUAAAUGAGACAAGUGACAGACCUCAA